This is a messenger RNA of Manis pentadactyla (Chinese pangolin), 2261 nucleotides long. RefSeq names its product desmin (gene DES). Gene Ontology annotation, cellular component: Z disc; intermediate filament; cell-cell junction. NCBI's taxonomy places the organism in Eukaryota, Metazoa, Chordata, Mammalia, Pholidota, Manidae. Bases 99 to 1508 code for a protein of 469 amino acids. The record is from RefSeq and is a predicted model, not a curated record. The transcript is spliced from 9 exons. Gene Ontology annotation, biological process: skeletal muscle organ development.
CUGGGGGCCCUGUCUCCCCUCGCCGCAUCCACUCGCCCGCCGGCCGCUCGCCCGCCGCCGCCUCCUCCGCGCCGCCCAGCCUCGCCCGCGCUGCCACCAUGAGCCAGGCCUACUCGUCCAGCCAGCGCGUGUCCUCCUACCGCCGCACCUUCGGUGGGGCCCCGAGCUUCCCGCUCGGCUCCCCGCUGAGCUCGCCGGUGUUCCCGCGCGCGGGCUUCGGCACCAAGGGCUCCUCCAGCUCGAUGACGUCCCGCGUGUACCAGGUGUCGCGCACGUCGGGCGGGGCCGGGGGCCUGGGGGCGCUGCGGGCCAGCCGGCUGGGGGCGACCCGCGCGCCCUCCUACGGCGCGGGCGAGCUGCUGGACUUCUCCCUGGCCGACGCCGUGAACCAGGAGUUCCUGACCACGCGCACCAACGAGAAGGUGGAGCUGCAGGAGCUCAACGACCGCUUUGCCAACUACAUCGAGAAGGUGCGCUUCCUGGAGCAGCAGAACGCGGCGCUCGCGGCCGAGGUGAACCGGCUCAAGGGCCGAGAGCCGACACGGGUCGCCGAGAUCUACGAGGAGGAGCUGCGCGAGCUGAGGCGCCAGGUGGAGGUGCUGACCAACCAGCGCGCCCGCGUUGACGUCGAGCGCGACAACCUGCUGGACGACCUGCAGCGGCUCAAGGCCAAGCUGCAAGAGGAGAUACAGCUAAAAGAAGAAGCAGAGAACAAUUUGGCUGCCUUCCGAGCGGAUGUGGAUGCCGCCACUCUAGCUCGAAUUGACCUAGAACGCAGGAUUGAAUCUCUCAAUGAGGAAAUCGCAUUCCUUAAGAAAGUACACGAAGAGGAGAUCCGAGAGCUACAGGCCCAGCUUCAGGAACAGCAGGUCCAGGUGGAGAUGGACAUGUCCAAGCCAGACCUCACUGCUGCCCUCAGAGAUAUCCGGGCUCAGUACGAGACCAUCGCGGCUAAGAACAUCUCGGAAGCUGAGGAGUGGUACAAGUCAAAGGUGUCCGACCUGACCCAGGCAGCCAAUAAGAACAACGAUGCACUGCGCCAGGCCAAGCAGGAGAUGAUGGAAUACCGACACCAGAUCCAGUCCUACACCUGCGAAAUCGAUGCCCUCAAGGGCACAAAUGACUCCCUGAUGAGGCAGAUGCGGGAGCUGGAAGACCGCUUCGCUAGUGAGGCCAGCGGCUACCAGGACAACAUCGCACGCCUGGAGGAGGAGAUCCGGCACCUCAAGGAUGAGAUGGCCCGCCACCUGCGCGAGUACCAGGACCUGCUCAAUGUCAAGAUGGCUCUGGAUGUGGAAAUUGCCACUUACCGGAAGCUGCUGGAGGGCGAGGAGAGCCGAAUCAACCUUCCUAUCCAGACCUUCUCUGCCCUCAACUUCCGAGAAACAAGCCCCGAGCAAAGGGGUUCUGAGGUCCAUACCAAGAAGACAGUGAUGAUCAAGACCAUCGAGACCCGCGACGGGGAGGUCGUCAGCGAGGCCACACAGCAGCAACACGAGGUGCUGUAAAGCCAGAGACUCCUCUGUCACCAGAGACCACCUCCCCUCAAUCCUCACUGCCUCCGAAGCCAGCCUCCUUCCAUCCCAGAGCAGCACACCUCGCCACAGUGCUCCCCUCACGGCCUCUGACCGCUGCUCACCAGCCACCCCUAUGUCCCCACAGGGCACACGGCCCACCCCUGCCCAGGCACAGGCAGCCCCCAGCUGUGUGAGUCCUGGAUGCUGGAAGUGAGUGAGCCUGGCUCUUGGCUGCCCUCGGGGUGUGUGGCGCAGGGCCAGGAUGGAGCCGAGGCAGGGUAGGGCCCCCGCCCCUCCCAUCCCCAGGACCUCAGGCUUCAGCCUCUGGCUUGGGAAAGGGCCCAGAGCAGGGUGUUGGGACCCCACAGGGUCAGGAUCAAACCCUGUGAACCUCCCCACUCUCCACUCCCUAGCCUGGGUCAGAGAGAAGGGGCAGCCCCUCAGCAAGCAGGGCAGGUAACAGGGGGACUAGGCUCCUGUGGGGACUAGGGGGCUUGAAGUUGACCCUUAUUUUCCCAGGGUGGAUUUAGAAAGCAGGGCUGCUAGAGGGACCCCCCGAAGGUGCCAGAUGUGGGAGCAGGAGAUUCAGAAGGAGAGAGGGUGGCGAGAUGCUGGAGAAGAGAGGAGAGGAGAGAGGCAGAGAGUGGUCUCAGGCAGGUGGGAGGGGUGCCCGCCUCCCCAAGCCUGCCCCUCCCCCAAGCAGGGGCUCUGGACAGAAACAAUAAAAAGAGAAGCACAAGCCUA